Molecule: messenger RNA, 987 nt
Organism: Rotaria sp. Silwood2
Lineage: Eukaryota; Metazoa; Rotifera; Eurotatoria; Philodinida; Philodinidae
Source: the annotation of a GenBank genome assembly
AUGAACGACUGUCAAGAAAAAAAUUGUUUUUUCGAAACUCAAGUUAUUGAGAUUGAGUGUAAUGACAAUUACAUUAGUUUACGUGAUUUGUACGAAGCUGCUUGUUAUACGAGUCCAGAUUAUAAUUGUAAACUAGAAUAUAUUUUGUUACGUGCUGGGUUUUUUGAUUUAUCGCCAGUAAAUUUAUUUGAAUUUCAUAUUUGUUCAAAUCAUUAUGAACUAUUAACAUCAGUGACACGACGUCAGAAUUGUAACAUUUGUAAACUUGUGUUUGGACAAAACAGGAAAUCCUCAACAGGCGGUCUUCGAACUGUUUCAAAGCUUAUCGCCAUGGGUUUAUGGUCAGACCAUCAUCUUUCCACAUAUGAUAAAACAAUUUGUGCUACCUGUCGUUUGAAAUUAGAAAAACAAUAUAAUAAUGAUGAUAUUCGAAAAAAAUGUGAAAAUAUUUUUAAAUGGCUGCACGAUCCAAUGAUAGUCUUCACACCUGAAAAGACUGAAACCACGUACAAUAGUAGUUAUUAUGCUAGCAGUGGAUUAUCAGACAAAAAGGAAAGUUUUUCACAUUGGUUAAAAGAGCAUGGUUUUAAUGGAAGGGUACAAAAAACUUUAUCAUAUGAUAAUUUGCAAUAUCAUAGUAAAACAAAUCUUCUUAAUCAAAUAAAACAUAUUCUGCUCUACAUUAUUGAAAUUCUUGCACCGAACAAUAUAGAAGAAGUGUGGAACGAUUUAAUUGAUAUUGAAAAUGAAGACAAGAAGAACAAUUACGACCGUGAUCAUCAAAUUAUUAUGGAAGCUCUUGCUGAUGCAUAUUCAAAUUCCCAGCAUUGGUCUACCAAGCGCCAGCUUCUGUCAAUCAUUGCUGCUGAUUUAUCAUUUCAUUCAAUUGCACAAUAUAUACCAGAUAUAACCUUAUGGAAAUUUAAUGAAGCUCGGCGACAAGCAAAACUAAAUGGCACGGUUAAAAUGACUUUUUUUAAAAUAUAG